ACAGUUGUUUUUGAAAUGGGACUACUGAUAAUUUUUUUGUAAUAAAUGGAGUGCAGGUUACUUUUGAAGUUAUAGUUUUGUUGUAGCCAUUUUGCUUCCCCCCCCCAAUCCCAUUUGUUUGCAGACCAGAUCAUAUGUACUCCUGAGAAUGUUGUUUUGCUAUAUGUCACAUUUUCCCCAGACUUGGGGCGCAAGGCAGCUUAUAAAAUUUGCUACCCUUCUUUAUAGACUAAUCAGUUCUUCUUAGGCUACCAGUGAUGGCUGCAGGCACUUCAGAAAAGGCAUUUAAAAAUGCUUUAAGUGCAGGAGGCAAUACCAGUGUCAAGAUCAGGGGUCCUCAAACUUUUUAAGCAGAAUGCCAGGUCACGGUCCCUCAGACUGGGGAUUAGGGGGAUGACAGUGACUAUAGUUUGGGGGGAAAAUGAACGACUUCCUAUGUACACUGCACAUAUCUGAUUUGUAGUGGAAAAAAACAUGAAAUAACAAUGCAAUAUAUAAACUGAACAAUUUUAACCAACAUAGACUCACCAGUAUUUCAAGGACCCAAGACAGCUUACAUCUAAUAAAAUAUACAGUAUACAAGAUAAAACCAUAAAUAUUAGACAUGCUGUAAACUCUGGUAAAGUUCAAUAAAAUAAAUUAUAGUAAUCCAAUCAUAUAAAAAAAGGCCAUAGACAGACUUGAAGUUAAAGCUUAGGAUGGCGGGUGGGUAAAUGACCUUGAAAGCCGCAUUCGGCACACGGGCCUUUGUUUAGGGACCCCUGAUCUUGAUACUUUUCUACAGUAUGAUAUUUGGAUCUUUUUCAAAAACAGAUAGAUUACAAGUUCUCCUGAUAUAGAGAACUGGUAUUGUACUGCUUUUUUUAUUAGUUAGCUGAGAACUGCCAAGAUGUAGCUCAGGAAAUUCAGUCUAAUAGAUAGCUUUAUAAUUUGCAAAGGUUUUGUAUUCCCAGCUUUUUAAAAUAUAUAUUUUUAAUUUGGGGAGGGGGGGGGUAAAUCUAUCAAAUUUGCCACAUGAUUCCCAGCUUUUUAAACAUCAUGAAAAAAUUGAAAAUGGCAUCUCCCCCUAAAUUUGGCUGCUACCAAUGGAAAAAAAUCUUGAAUGCAAUUGACAUGGACUAUUGUAUGCAAGCUCAGUUCUGUUCUGGGGGGAAUUUUUUUUACUGACAAUCUUCUUUAAUUCUGAAUGUAUGCCUUUUGCACCUGACUCUGAUUGGUAGAGCUUGGGAUUUAGUACAAAAUAAAGUAGAUUUGGCAGCUCUGUAAUCUCUCCACCCUUGAUACAGUGAUGCAUUUUCCAGUUGGCACAUGGGACGCAGAUUCCCAUUCUGUCAUAGUGGCUCAUUAGGUGCUUAUACCUUAGGCAGAUCACUUCAUGCUUUGCCUAAGGUUUUAUUUACUUCUUCCCUUGGCCUUUAGAAGGGCGGACAUGGCUAAGGGCCAAACUGUAUUAAUUCUGGUCAUUUGAACUUUCCACAUCCAAUCUUGGGGAUGCCUUAAGUUCUCUUAUGCAUCAUUUUUUUUAAAAAAAACUUUUGUCCCCUCAUAAAGUGUUUAGUGAUGAUAUUCCUCUGCUCUUGUCGUUUCAGGUUCUGGUCCCCAAAUCCGGCAUGGUGUGCUUGCCCUGUGGAACCUAUUAGCAGGAUCUCCUGGCCAGAUGUUACCUUCAUCUGCAUGGACUUCUGAAAGUGAUCCUUCUUAGAGGAUCAGCAAUACAAGUCAUGGCUACGACAAACCCUCUGGAGAACCUUCAGGUAGAAGCCAGCUGUUCCGUCUGUUUGGAGUAUUUGAAAGACCCUGUCAUCAUUGAAUGUGGCCACAACUUCUGCCGAGACUGCAUUACCCGAUGGUGGGAGGAUCUAAAUCGGGACUUCCCUUGCCCUGUCUGCCGUAAGACUUCCCGCCACCGUAGUCUGAAACCCAACCGGCAGCUGGGCAACAUGGUAGAGAUAGCCAAGCAGCUGCAGGUCACAAACAAGCGCAAGGUACGGGACGAGAACUUAUGUAAAAAGCACAAUGAAGUGCUCGGACUUUUCUGCAAGGAGGACCAGGAGGCUGUUUGCUUAGUGUGCGAGAUCUCCCUCGAACACCGCUCUCACACAGUUGUCUCUGUGGAUGAUGCUUCUCAGGAAUAUAAGGAAAAGAUGCAGAAGUGCCUGGAGCCACUAGAACAAAAGCUGCAGAAGAUUGCCUAUUGCAAAUCCCAAGAGGAGAAGAAGCCUGGGGAACUAAAGAGAAAGAUUGAAGACCGCCGUCAGCUCAUCAUCAGUGAAUUUGAAGAAUUGCAUCUAUUCCUGGCAGCUGAGCAAGAAAUCCUGAUGAGGCGUCUGGAGGAAGAAGAGAAGGAGAUUUUGCAGAAGCUGAAGGAGAACGUGGCAAAGCUUUCUGAGCAGCGGGCCAUUCUCAACAGUCUUAUCACAGAGAUUGAGGAAAAGUGCUUGCAGUCGGGCAUUGAAAUGCUCAAGGAUGUGAAGAGCACUCUUGAAAGAUUUGAAGAACUUCAGGCCCAAGAACCACGUUUAGUCUCCAUUGAGCUAGAAAAAAAUUUCUGCAACUUCCCCAGACAGUAUUUUGUCCUGAGGAAAAUCCUUAAGAAGCUAACAGGUGUGUUAAACCAAGGAGAUCUCAUCCUUGAUCCUGAAACAGCCCAUCCCAACCUAGUGCUCUCCGAGGACCGCAAGAGUGUUAAGUUUGUGGAGCAGCGUCUAAGAGACCUGCCAGACAGCCCGAAGCGCUUCACCAUCUACCCGUGUGUCUUGGCAACAGAAGGAUUUACUUCAGGCCGGCACUACUGGGAGGUGGAAGUGGGCGAAAAGACCCAUUGGGCCCUGGGGGUUUGCAAUGACUCAGUAAGCCGUCAAGGGGAGAUAACCUCUGUGCCGGAGACCGGAUAUUGGCGGGUGAGGCUGUUAAAUGGGGAUAAGUACGCGGCCACCACCACACCCUUCACCCCACUCAACGUCGUCAUCAAGCCCAAGCGAGUGGGCAUCUUCUUGGACUACGAGGCUGGGAAACUUUCUUUCUACAAUGUGACGAACCGUUCCCAUAUUUACACAUUUAAUGACACCUUCACUGAGAAGCUUUGGCCUUUUUUCUACCCAGGGAUCCGUGCUGGCCGCAAGAAUGCUUCCCCUCUCAUCAUUCGGCCGCCAACGGACUGGGAGUAACAAAAGGACUGUCUUCCCCUGCUAGGAUUGGCCCUCAAAUACAUUGAGUGGAGUCCUAACUGCUUGACUUCUCAGUGAAAAGGAAACGUCUCAAUGAAAGCUCAAAGCAGCAGUAUCUCUGACCAGAAGCAAGUCAACUGAAGGAAAAGCACAGAGGCAUUCCAAAGUCACAAUGUGUUUCAUUUUAGGGAAGGAUUCAAAGAAUGUGGCACUGGAGAAGGAAAGGAGAGAUGCUUGUUACAGUGGAGCAGUUUGCAGUGCUCAAACAUACAGGAAAGGCAGCAUGAGAAGCACAUGUUCUUCUGCUAUCCUAAACUUCUGAGUCAGUUUUAAAUUUGACAUCAUGAGAUAUAAACCUGCUCUAGUGGGUUUUUUUAAAGACUUGUGUUUGCAUUUGCUGUGGGCAGAGCUGCCUAGAAAUAAGUAUGAGUGAAAGGGCAAUUUUAUGUCCUGUUGAAUGGGUCUUGGUGAGUAGAAGAAUGUAGUAUUACUGUGAAGGGCUUAGGAUGGAUUCUUUAUUCUUGCAGACAGAUGGCAUAGAGGAUAAAUAUCUUUCUCUUUCCCUGCAGUUUGUUUUCAGUUGAUAGCUAGAGCUAUGCAUUGUUAACUUCUGGCAUUCUUGUGAUGGGGCUGUAGUACAUGGGUGCAAGAGAGUCAAGGAGGUUGGGCACAGAUCAUGUUGUCUGAGACACCUCUGGCUAGCGGAUUCUGGAAGUUGUCAUCUUUAACACUUUCCCAAACUCUAGUUGUAACUCAGAGCCAAACAAUCAUUGUGAAUCACUUAAGGUUGCGGCCAUCUGGCACUAAAAUGAAGCCUCAAAAUGGAGAGCUGUCUGUUAGUCAUUGGAACCAUGGUUUCCAAAUGUGAACUUGGAUUACAACUCCCAGAAUCUCUUUCUGUGACUACUGGGCAUUGUAAUCUAGCAUUGAGGUUCCACAGCCUUCAGCAGUCUGGCCUUCAGGCCUAGUGUAGCCAUACUACAACACCAACUUGUACUGAGCUGCCAAAGGUCUUGUUUUUGGAAGGCCCUGAGUGGCAGCAGUUCACUUUCCGAGGCUUUGCAGUGCACGAGAGUUAGAUCCUUGUGCACAGAAGACAUCUCACUCUCAUUCUGAUAAAUUUCAGAGGAGAGUCGGCAUCUAGCUAAUCACCUGAGCUGAACUAAAUAGGAGAUGGGAGCUUCUCUUCCAUGGAUGAAGCAGACUUGGAAAUGUCAUAGUUCUAACACCUGUGGAGAGUGCUGGAGGCAGCGCAGACUAUAGAUACUCUUGGUGUGGGAGAUACCUUCAGGAACAGCACACAGCUGAUUUGUUCCAACAGGAAGGCUUUCUCUUUGGUUGUAGCAGUGCAGAUACUUACAGCUAAUGCUAUACAUAGAUGCACACACAUCCACUCUCUCCAACAAUCCUCCAACUCUCCAACAACAAUCAUCCAUCAACAUUCAUCACAUAGUGGCUGGCUGCUUAUAUACCUUCCCAUGAUGCAACCCUGCAUUCAUGGUUACACCAGCCACUGGCCUAGUCACUGUGAAUCAGCACUUUACCACAUGGGCAUACCUAUGUUAGCAUUUUAGCAUCUAAAUACAGCAGUGUAUUAUAAAACUCUGAUAAUGAAUUGGAAAAAUGUAUAAUGAAUGUAUAUCAACAUGUUUAUUUGAAUGGAAAAUAUAUACAUGAUGAGCAAGAAUUCCAGCACCCUUUGAACAUGGUGGUGGAAAUCUAAAUUUCAGGUCCUCUAGGACAGAGGUGCCAAACUUGUAUCCCUCCACAUGUUUGGUCCUCCAACUCUCAGAAGCCCUAGCCAGCUUGUCCAAUGGCCAAGAACUCUGGGAGCUGAAAUCCAAAAUACAUGGAGAGCCAUAGGUUUGAAACCAUUGCUCUAACAACUUUGUCUUCAAUUUAGUGUUUUUACUAUUUGUUUGAACUACAGUCUCCAUCGUCCCUAUUCAGCAUGGGCACUGGCUAUCUAAAAGGCUCCCCAUUAAUAAGGUCUGCUUUUAGGGCUAAUCCUCUAAGUUCAGUCUCAAAUGACGUAAUUGCUCGACAAGCCUUUUGCAUUGAUGAAAUGGUGGCUCUCAUUUCAAUUGACAUGCCUGCAAGAAACAUGAGAAUCCAGCCCAUUAGGCGCAGCAACUUCCAAAGGCAACCUUUAUUAUUGACAUGUGUAUGUGUAUAGAUGCACAUGCAUAUACACAUGUGUGUGUGUGUGUGUGUGUAUGUUGAUACAGUUGAGGAAGGUCUGUUUUGGGUGCUUGUUACCCUUAAGCAUGAGUGGAACCUGAACUCUUCAGCAACCCACAGCUUAGAGCAAACUACUUGUAUUGUGGCUUGUAAAGUUACAAAUAAAAUAUCCUGAUUUAAUAGUC
Anolis carolinensis (green anole) is the source of this 5533-nucleotide messenger RNA. It is a transcript of the gene trim39, whose product is annotated as tripartite motif containing 39. Gene Ontology annotation, molecular function: ubiquitin protein ligase activity; protein binding; zinc ion binding. Gene Ontology annotation, biological process: protein ubiquitination. Gene Ontology annotation, cellular component: cytoplasm. The coding region runs from base 1722 to 3167 and encodes 481 amino acids. The record is from RefSeq and is a predicted model, not a curated record. NCBI's taxonomy places the organism in Eukaryota, Metazoa, Chordata, Lepidosauria, Squamata, Anolidae. The transcript is spliced from 8 exons.